GUCAGUUUCACGCCAGGUAGCAAGGUGAGCGCCGCGUUCGUAAAAAUCGAAUUUCGAUUUCGCCAUUCACUUUAUAUAAGUUUUGUGGGAAAGUGAGUGCGUGUAAUUAUAUUUGUGUAACAAAAGGAUGUAAUAGUUAAAACAGGUGACAAUGACACUGGAGGGUGACGAGCCAGCUGGCUGCGUCAACAGAGCCUUCGAGGGAGUCGAUGAUGGCUUCCAAACGAUUGACUUAAGAACAACAAUCAGAAGAAAUGGGCAUUAUCAGGGUGAAGAAGAUACAGCAUCACAGUUGUCGCCUGAAGAAAGAGCGCUCAGAUGUGGUUGGGGUCUGAUUAGACCGCGGUGGCUUCAGAGAUUCCGUACUGCAAAAUGGGCGCUUUUCUGGCUAUGCUGGGCGGGGGCUAUACAGGGAAUGGUAGUGAACGGAUUUGUAAAUGUGGUGAUAACUACCAUCGAGAAGCGAUUUGGGCUAAGAUCUAUGCAGACUGGAGUUAUAGCGGGAGGAUACGAUAUGGCAUCAUUCGCUUGCUUGGCACCAGUUACCUAUUUAGGUGGUCGCAGCAGCGCCUCGAAGCCUCGCUGGCUGGGCUGGGGCUCUCUCCUCAUGGGUACAGGUUCCCUACUCUUCGCGUUACCACAUUUUCUUGUACCACCAUAUAAGAUUGCUGGUGAUGAACCUGAUGACCUGUGUAGUGCUAAUAGGACGUCAGCCCUUCAAUGCAAUGACGAGAUGACGUCAGAUGGUGGCGCUUGGGCAGUCGGGAUUUUUGUCUUGGCUCAACUCUUGCACGGCGCAGGCGCAACUCCACUCUUCACAUUAGGAGUUACAUAUAUUGAUGAGAACGUCUCUAAGAAGAUGUCUUCAGUUUAUUUAGGUAUUUAUUAUACAAUGGCGGUGUUAGGUCCAGCGCUGGGCUACGUGCUGGGAUCACAAAUGCUUUAUAUAUAUACAGACUUCGCGACAGUGAACUCUGAAACAUUAGGAAUUACUCCUCUAAGUUCAGUGUGGAUAGGGGCGUGGUGGAUUGGUUUUAUUUUUUCUGCCCUCCUCUGUCUGAUCGUGGCUGUCCCUCUACUAGCAUUCCCUUAUGAACUGCCGGGAGCAGCAGAAAUCCGAGCAUCGAAGGUAUCAGAAGCUCACGAGGGUUCAGCUUCUAAGUCAGCUGCAUUCAGCGCCUUACGCGAGUUACCGCGAGCCGCGGUGGCUCUCUUCAAGAAUCCUACAUUCAUGUUUCUUAACUUAGCUGGGGCGAGUGAAGGAAUGCUUAUAUCGGGAUUCGCUGCUUUUCUGCCAAAACUCAUUGAAAACCAGUUCGCCGUCAGCGCUUCGUAUGCUGCGCUACUCUUAGGUGUAAUAACAGUUCCUGCGGGAGGUGGUGGCACUUUCGCCGGAGGAUGGCUGGUGAAGAGGUGGAGGCUCGCUUGCGCCGGUAUCAUUAAGCUAUGCGUAGGCGCAACAUUACUGGCGGGACUGUUUACUUUCUCCUUCGUAUUAUCAUGUGACGACUAUCCAUUUGCUGGGAUCACGGCUGCGUAUUCUAGUCCUAGGGUGCCAGGGAGCGACCGACUCCUCGCGGAAUGCAACGCGGGUUGCGGUUGCGCAGGCGCCCCUUACGCGCCCGUGUGCGGGGCAGACGGCAUCGUGUACUUCUCUCCUUGCCACGCCGCCUGCACCACCGCCACCACCAGUGGCACUGCGCAGCUCUAUCACCACUGCGCCUGCGUCAGUUUCAAUGGCACGCUGCCGGUUUAUACCGAACCAGAUGGUACCAAUGCGGUAAUGUACGAGGCUAUUAACAGCACGUGCAAGUCAGACUGCCCAUAUCUGUGGCUCUUCGUCUUCCUCACGUUCUGCGUGAUGCUGUUCACAUUCUUGGCCACUAUGCCAGCACUUUCAGCUACCUUAAGAUGUGUUCGCGAGGAUCAACGAUCAUUUGCAUUAGGAAUACAAUGGAUUCUAGUUCGGCUCCUGGGCACAAUACCAGCGCCUUUGCUGUUUGGGUUUCUCAUUGACUUGUCAUGUUCCGUCUGGGGAUCAGGGCAGGCCGAAUGCGCCAAGACUGGGGCCUGUCAUCUGUAUGAUAAUAAGAAUAUGAGCAGGUAUAUGUUAGCAUUAGCUUUCGCGGGUAAACUAUGUUCACUUAUCUUCUUCUUCCUCGCGUGGUGGUUCUACCGACCACCAGGCACGAAGAAUGGCAACGCGGUGGGUCCAUCCAUUGACCUGGUACAUAGCGAGAAGAGCAAUGGUACCAUACCCACAGUGGCUACAGUUAGUACUAUUUCAAACGGUGUAGACAAAACAAAUGGGUAUUGUAAUGCAGCAUUGGAAUGCAGUGAUCAUUUAUAAAAUAGUCGUUGAAUUAUUGAUUAGCAUGCAUAAUUCAUUGCUUAAAAGGAGUUAAUUGACAUUAAUUUUCCAGAAUGUUUAGGCAUCACAUAGGCCUAACAAGAUUAGGGGUUUUUGAAUAUUUGUACUAAGGUUACAGAUGACAUGAUGAUAUAGAUUAAGAUUUUUCUUUAAUAUAAGUAUAAAUUAUUCAAUGGUUAUAUAACUCUUUAUGAAAGUGGUAUAAGAAAAGAAUGUCAUGAGCUACUUUUGAAACUUUUCAAUCGCUGCCAGGAAUGUUAAGAUAAAAGUGGUUAGUGCAAUUUUGUACAAUAAUAUUAGUGUAAGUAGUCAUUAGUAUCCUAUUAUCAACAAGUGACCAAUUUUGGACAGUAUUCAAUAUUACAAUUUUCAUAUGUAUGGUUUAUUGUAGAUAAUGUAACUUAAAUAUUUUAUAAUUAUAAAGACUGUUGUGACCUGCUAAAAAAACAAAAUUCUUCACAUGAAAUAUAGUUGAUUAAAUUUUUCAAUAUUUUUUAUAUUAAUGUUGAUUUGAAAGAAAAUUUUAAUUUUUACGACCGAACUGACAAAAUUGAAAGUAGUGACAUUUAUUCUAAAUGAAACAUGUAAGUACAAUAAAAGCAAGCUAUAUUUUUGUUAUAUAAUUUAAGUAUGUUUUUCACAUUUUAGAUAUUUGUUAUUUUUGUAUAUUGUAUUUUGGUUGAAGACUGAUUCUUAACUUAGUUAUAACUUAGCAUUAGAAGUUCGCAUAAUAAAAUAAUGGAGAAUAAAAAGUUCCAUAUUAUUUUAGCACAAAACGCUAAAUGAAAUCGUAAUAACAAAACAUAUACAUUCCAGGUGUAAACCCUUUUAUACAUUUUCGUAAUGUUUGUAUAAUUAGAUAAGUCGUUUUGAGAUGUACAAUUUUACAGUUAUGAUUAUUAAAAAUUGUAUAAAAUGUGA
This is a messenger RNA of Pieris napi, 3292 nucleotides long. It is a transcript of the gene Oatp26F, whose product is annotated as solute carrier organic anion transporter family member 4A1. Gene Ontology annotation, biological process: sodium-independent organic anion transport; transmembrane transport. Gene Ontology annotation, molecular function: protein binding. The record is from RefSeq and is a predicted model, not a curated record. Lineage: Eukaryota; Metazoa; Arthropoda; Insecta; Lepidoptera; Pieridae. The coding region runs from base 152 to 2350 and encodes 732 amino acids. Gene Ontology annotation, cellular component: membrane. The transcript is spliced from 14 exons.